AAGAUGCCACUUGAACUAGACGACAAUUUUUGUUAGGUCUCCACAAGGAAAUGUCUGUCAGAGGGAUUACUUUAUUUUUUCGAAUUUGUACAACUCUGAAGUUACAUAGUUAGUCCUGGAAGGUCAUAUUUUAAAUACACUAGCUUUAAUACCAUCGGAUAUAUGUGUGUAAUUGAGUUUAGUAGAAGUCAAUUUGGCAAAUGGGAAACGGAUUAUUCAGAGAAUCUUGCCUUUCGUGGACUUGCUGCUCUAUGUAAUUAUUCGCUGCUGUACUGUUAGCUACUAGCUAGUGAUAACGCCUGAUAGUUAGCUAAAUCGUUUAAGAAAUUUGGGACCGUUGUGAUAGUAACUUGAGGGAGGCUUUUACAACAAGACAACUUCUUUAUUGGACGGAAUACGACGGAAGUGCAAGGAUAUAACUAAGAUUAUGUUGAAGUUGUUUCGAGCGGAAAUGUUUGUUUUUUACCAUCAGCUAGCAUCUAGUAAAUUAGCUAGUUAGUUGACAGGGGAUAUUCUCGGACAUUGGGUAUGGUGUUGUAACUUCGUAACGUUAACAAGGAAAUAACUUGCUAACGUUACCUACUUUAGAUUUGUUUAACCAUAUAAUUUAACAUAGCAAGUUAACGAUGCGGGAUUCAGUGAAUUUCAGUGUUCUCCAUAGAACCUGCAAGUUGGUCGUCCUUCUAUGUUUUUUCCAUAUUUCGGUCACUUUCAUUUUUUACGUGAGGUCGUUAAAUUUUCGUUUUGCAUUUGCGAAGCACGACCAAACUGCAUCAAAGGACACAGUACCGGACGCGUUUGAAACGAACCACUUUUCUGUAGACAACGUGACUACAAUCACCAAAGAGCUUGGAAAAUGUCCUGACACAUCGCCACUGCUUGUUGGCCCACUGCGAAUUGAGUUCUCCAACCCAGUCAGCCUGGACGUGGUAAGGAAGGAAAACCCCAAUCUUAAGAAUGGGGGGCGCUUCAAGCCCAAAGACUGCGUGGCCCUCCAGAAGGUGGCCAUCAUCAUCCCUUUCCGCAACCGCGACGAGCACCUCAAGUUCUGGCUCUACUACCUCCACCCCAUCCUUCAGCGCCAGCAGUUGGACUAUGGCGUCUAUGUCAUCAACCAGGACGGCAAUGAAGUCUUCAACCGUGCCAAGCUCCUCAACGUUGGCUACUCGGAGGCCCUGAAGGAGUACGACUACGGCUGCUUUGUGUUCAGUGACGUGGACCUCAUCCCCAUGGAUGACCGCAACACCUACAGGUGCUUCAGACAGCCCAGGCACCUGUCUGUUUCCAUGGACAAGUUUGGCUUCAGAUUGCCGUACAACCAGUACUUUGGAGGCGUGUCGUCAAUGAGCAAGGAGCAAUUCCUCAAGAUCAACGGCUUCCCCAACAACUACUGGGGCUGGGGAGGAGAGGACGACGACAUUUUCAACAGGCUGAACUCCAAGGGGAUGACCAUCUCACGGCCCAGCGGAGCCGUGGGGAAAUGCAGGAUGAUCCGCCACAACCGGGAUGGUGGGAACGAAGACAACCCACAGAGGUUCGACCGCAUCGCCCACACCAAGGAGACCAUGAACAAAGAUGGCAUAAAAACCCUGUCGUACAAAGUGGUCAAAGUGGAGAAGGAUCAAUUAUACACCAAAAUCACUGUGGACGUGGGGAAAAAAAUGACUCUGCAAACCAAUUAAAACCUGAACAGCCUUGACAACCAAUUUGCCACUGUGGUGGAUGCUGUAACCAAAUGUGCCUUGACACUAUAAAUAAUAUUAUGCCUUGGACUCUUUGGACCAUAGAGAAUGACUGAUCUAAUCAGCAAACAAACAUGUUCCCCAAUAUUCCCUUUAUUUUCGGCCUUUGCACAUCCGAUGGUGAAUUGAACUGGGAUUCCAGCGUUUCCAUCAUAGGAUGCUUAAUGGAAGACCAAGUCUUUUGUGAGCCAUUUUGUCUUGAGGGGGAGGUUGUGAAAUGUCUAAUUGAUUGUCCUAUGCAUCAGGGACUCUCAAAUAAUGUGUUUUGUCACUUCUGGGGAAUUUCUUGCUAAUCCUUUUUAAUGCCUCUGCUGAGCAGGGUUUCAACCAAUCAAAUGCCAAGAGGUCGGGCCAAAGAUGGAACUCUGCAAUUCGGAGGUCAAUAACAAACGAAAUCACUUAGGUUUUUUUAAGAAAACCAAUCUUAAAGGAUUUUUGUUCUGAUGUUCCAUCAAGAUUUUGAACUUACCCCAAAGGGCCUAGAAUUCCAAAAACAAAUAGUUGAAACGGCCAAAUCCCAUGAUAUUUACGUUAGGCAUUCUAAUUCUCACUGCUAAGGGUCCUUAAAGGAAAAUAUUUGGGUAUUUGUUUUUCGUUAGUCUAUUGUUGAUAUAGUCCUAAAAUGUUUUGCAUGUCAGCAAUCAAGUUUUCAAGAUGCAUAACUUUUGAAAUACAGCCAGUAUGAUGCAUUUUGCAUCAUAUAGGUUUUAGGUGUUUUUUUUGUUGAGUAUUUUGAACUAUGUGAAAAGUGUCUCUGCUGAAGCUCCCUUCCCUGUGAAGACCACCAUUCAAGGUAGCCUGUAAGGAGGCCUCUCCUUAGUUGGAAAAGAGGCACCUGAAUGUAUUGCCUGGUGGUGGUGUGAUUGUGUACCCUGGGGUAAAAUGAUACUGCGCUGUUGUCUAUCACGAGUGUCUGGUGUUGUGAUUUUUUUUUUUUUUUUUUUAAAGUCUGAGAUGGGGGGGUUCUACGCAAAAAAAUAAUCCUCUUGUAUUCAUUGUAUGUGAGAGGGUUGGGAAACUAUUUUUUUACUCUUUUUAAGUUUUGGCCUCGAUGUAGUAACCAAACCACAGGAGGUUGUUGGCACCUUAAUGAGGGAGGACAGGCUCGUUGUAAUUGCUGGAGCGGAAUGGGGGAAUGGUAUCAAACACUUGAUUUUCACGUGUUUGAUGCCAUUCCAUUUGCUCCGUUAUGGUUAUUAUUAUGAGCCGUACUCCCCUCCGCGGUCUCAUGCCACCACAGGUCCUUAUCGUUCCUCAUAUACAUUGAAAACUACACAAGAUUGUGCGUUAUGAGGCAUGGCAUUGCACAUGUACAGUUAAUCUUAUUGAGGGGAAAAAGCCAUUGCGAUUUCUGACUGGAGACUAGAUAUAACAGUGAUUGUCUGUCCAUACUUAGGCUUCCAUGUUUGCUUCUUAAUUCUGUCAGAAGAGGAAUGGCAAUCAGCCCUUGAAGAAUCUGUAAAAUGACAGCCAUUUUUGCCUUACCCAAAUAAACUUGAAAAUAUCAAUGAAUUGGUCAACUUUGAAACAUUAGGAGAUAUGGGUGUACAUUAACCGCUAAAGCUAAGUCAGUAAUUCCCUAGCUGUUCCCCAAAAGUGUUCCCCAAGAUGCUGUACUAUAGUUAACCGUUUCCCAAGAUGCUGAACUACAGGGUUUUUGGGCUCGGUCAAGAAAGCCACAUCACAGGCUUAUUCAACUACGGUGAAACGUUGCAAAUAGAAAUCCUUCAUAUAGAAUGAGCACAAUGUACAUAGCAAAUAGAGGUUUUUGUCAGCUCUAUGCAACACAUUUCUAUACUCAAAAUGGGGAGUGUUUGCCACAUUGAAUAAGCCUAAGGAAAGGCCUAGUCACCACAUACCACCUCACUCUGUCUGGUAGCUACGUACAGACACUCAAAGACAUUGGAGUUGUCCCAUGAUGUGCAGUCUUGCUCUUUAAGCCUGGCAUGCAGGGCUGCAUUAUGUACAGUGCAUAGCAUUAUAUACUUUCUACCUAAAGAUUCAUUUUCAAGGUUGAAAACCAGUGUCUUUUAUAGGUUGGCUGAAGCCAGGUUUGUUUCUCCCAAAGACAAUGGCCUUUUUUGAGAAAGCCAGCAUUAUGUAUGCCAAGUGUGAAUUCGGUUUGUUUUACAAUAGUUAGCUGGCUAAUCUGUAAGGCUUCUAUCUUUUUACUUUUCAUGUUUUCCAUUAUGAUUCAACGUGUACAUGUGUGCUUGUGAUUUCUACAAAUGCAUGUGUCUUUAUGUCUUUUGCUGGCAUAACAAUUUCAUUCAAAAUUACAUUUCCUGGUUUGUGGGAAUGUUGGUGAAGAUGAAACAACUCAUGUUUAGGUAAUUAAAAUCUUUGAUUUAA
Molecule: messenger RNA, 4094 nt
Organism: Oncorhynchus tshawytscha (Chinook salmon)
Lineage: Eukaryota; Metazoa; Chordata; Actinopteri; Salmoniformes; Salmonidae
Product: beta-1,4-galactosyltransferase 1
Exons: 6
Coding region: 627-1682 (351 amino acids)
Biological process (GO): carbohydrate metabolic process; protein N-linked glycosylation
Molecular function (GO): beta-N-acetylglucosaminylglycopeptide beta-1,4-galactosyltransferase activity; cytoskeletal protein binding
Source: RefSeq, a predicted model, not a curated record